Molecule: messenger RNA, 1251 nt
Organism: Closterium sp. Yama58-4
Lineage: Eukaryota; Viridiplantae; Streptophyta; Zygnematophyceae; Desmidiales; Closteriaceae
Source: the annotation of a GenBank genome assembly
AUGGCAAGAACAUCAGCUGGAUCCACCCAAGGGAGAAACUCCUCAACACUAGGGACACACGUGUUUUUGGGGGGAAAAGCUUCACCAGUGGUGGUUGUGGCAGUGGUGGUUACACCAGUGGUGGUUAUGCCAGGGGUGUUUGUGCCAGGGGUGGUUAUGCCAGGGGUGUUUGUGCCAGGGGUGGUUAUGCCAGGGGUGGUUAUGCCAGUGGUGGUUAUGCCAGGGGUGGUUAUGCCAGUGGUGGUUAUGCGAGGGGUGGUUAUGCCAGGGGUGAUUAUGCCAGGGGUGGUUAUGCCAGGGGUGGUUAUGCCAGUGGUGGUUAUGCCAGGGGUGGUUAUGCCAGGGGUGAUUAUGCCAGUGGUGGUUAUGCCAGGGGUGGUUAUGCCAGGGGUGAUUAUGCCAGUGGUGGUUAUGCCAGGGGUGGUUAUGCCAGGGGUGAUUAUGCCAGGGGUGGUUAUGCCAGGGGUGGUUAUGCCAGUGGUGGUUAUGCCAGGGGUGGUUAUGCCAGGGGUGAUUAUGCCAGUGGUGGUUAUGCCAGGGGUGGUUAUGCCAGGGGUGAUUAUGCCAGGGGUGGUUAUGCCAGGGGUGGUUAUGCCAGUGGUGGUUAUGCCAGGGGUGGUUAUGCCAGUGGUGGUUAUGCCAGGGGUGGUUAUGCCAGGGGUGAUUAUGCCAGUGGUGGUUAUGCCAGGGGUGGUUAUACCAGGGGUGGUUAUGCCAGUGGUGGUUAUGCCAGGGGUGGUUAUGCCAGGGGUGGUUAUGCCAGUGGUGGUUAUGCCAGGGGUGGUUAUGCCAGUGGUGGUUAUGCCAGGGGUGAUUAUGCCAGUGGUGGUUAUGCCAGGGGUGAUUAUGCCAGUGGUGGUUAUGCCAGGGGUGGUUAUGCCAGUGGUGGUUAUGCCAGGGGUGGUUAUGCCAGCGGUGGUUAUGCCAGUGGUGGUUAUGCCAGGGGUGGUUAUGCCAGUGGUGGUUAUGCCAGGGGUGGUUAUGCCAGCGGUGGUUAUGCCAGGGGUGGUUAUGCCAGUGGUGGUUAUGCCAGGGGUGGUUAUGCCAGUGGUGGUUAUGCCAGGGGUGGUUAUGCCAGUGGUGGUUAUACCAGGGUUGGCUGUAGUGCCAGAGACGGAUGAAGGAGCAGAUGAUGCAGGAGCAGAUGAUGCAGGAGCAGGUGAUGCAGGAGCAGGUGAUGCAGGAGCAGAUGAUGCAGGAGCAGAUGAUGCAGGAGCAGAUGAUGCAGGAGCAGAUGAUGCAGGAGCAUAG